Neogale vison (American mink) is the source of this 1088-nucleotide messenger RNA. Its product is annotated as taste receptor type 2 member 39-like. Gene Ontology annotation, cellular component: membrane. Gene Ontology annotation, biological process: detection of chemical stimulus involved in sensory perception of bitter taste; G protein-coupled receptor signaling pathway; sensory perception of taste. NCBI's taxonomy places the organism in Eukaryota, Metazoa, Chordata, Mammalia, Carnivora, Mustelidae. Gene Ontology annotation, molecular function: bitter taste receptor activity; G protein-coupled receptor activity. The record is from RefSeq and is a predicted model, not a curated record. The transcript has a single exon.
AAUUUGGAAAUGAUGCAUCCAAGACUUACUCCUGUGACAUAAAGAGUGGGAGCUAUCAAAGAUCUGCCUAACACAUGCUAGAGAGACAUUUUCCUCCAGACACAAAAGAGGGGUAACAACUUAAGAUGACCGAACCCUGCAAUCCCCCAGAAAAUGAACUGUCACCAUUUCAGAUCUUAUCGAUUAUAACAAUUAUAGGCACUGAAUGCAUCACUGGUAUCAUUGCAAAUGGGUUCAUUAUGGCUAUAAAUGCAGCUGAAUGGAUUAAAAAUAAGGUAGUUUUCACCUGUGGCAGAAUCCUGUUUUUCUUGAGUGUAUCCAGAAUAGCUCUCCAAAGCUUCAUGAUGCUAGAGUUUACCUUCAGCUCAACAUUCCCACGUUUUUAUAAUGAAGACCUUAUAUAUGACAUGUUCAAAGUAAGUUUCAUGUUCUUGAAUCAUUGUAGCCUCUGGUUUUCUGCCUGGCUCAGUUUCUUCUACUUCAUGAAGAUUGCUGAUUUCUCCCACCCCCUUUUCCUCAAGCUGAAGUGGAGAAUUUCCAGAUGGAUGCCCUGGCUUCUGUGGCUUUCAGUGUCUAUUUCCCUGGGCUACAGUGGGCUCUUCUCUAAAGACAUCUACAGUGUGUAUCACAAUUCUUCUAUCCCUUCCUCCAACUCAAGUAAGAAAAAAUACUUCACUGAGACCAAUAUGGUCAACCUGGUUCUUCUCUAUAACCUGGGGAUCUUCAUUCCUCUUAUCAUGUUCAUCCUUUCAGCCACCCUGCUGAUCAUCUCUCUCAAGAGACACACCCUACACAUGGAAAGCAAUGCCACUGGCUCCAGGGAUCCCAGCAUGGAGGCUCACAUGGGGGCCAUCAAAGCCACCAGCUACUUUCUCAUUCUCUACAUUUUCAAUGCAGUUGCUCUAUUUCUCUAUAUGUCCAACAUCUUUGACAUCAACAGUUACUGGAAUAUUUUGUGCAGAUUUAUCAUGGCUGCCUACCCUGCUGGACACCCCAGUCUGCUGAUUCAGGACAACCCUGGGUUGAGAAGAGCUUGGAAGCAGCUUCAAUCUCAAGUUCAUCUUUACCUAAAAGAGCAGACUCCAUGA